This is a messenger RNA of Parasteatoda tepidariorum (common house spider), 425 nucleotides long. The record is from RefSeq and is a predicted model, not a curated record. Lineage: Eukaryota; Metazoa; Arthropoda; Arachnida; Araneae; Theridiidae.
GGAAGAUGCAGAUGCCGGCGGCCGCUACUAGGGGGUUACAGAAGGGAGUCCUAAGAACCCCCUACAGGAGAGAAAAUCGCCGUCUGCAAUCCACGCCACUCCUCUCCUUUUACCAGAGAUUUCUGAGGUACCUCCGAAGGCUACUCACCGCUCGAAAAGACGUGAGCUAUGAGGACUUUGAUCCGGCAGCUCCCCGCUACAGACCACUGAGAAUCAACGCUCUCUGCAGAUUGACCAGUUUCACGAAAUCAGAAAUCAAACUGAUGUACCAGGGUUUUAAACAGGUGUGCCCCACCGGAGUAGUUAAUGAAAAUGCAUUUAAAGAUAUAUUCAACUCUUACUUUCCCCAGGGAGAUGCGUCUCUGUAUGCUCACUACGUCUUUCGGACCUGCGAUCAGCAGAACAAUGGUACAAUUAACUUUCAG